Messenger RNA from Macadamia integrifolia, 1677 nucleotides. Its product is annotated as DNA excision repair protein ERCC-6-like. Lineage: Eukaryota; Viridiplantae; Streptophyta; Magnoliopsida; Proteales; Proteaceae. The record is from RefSeq and is a predicted model, not a curated record. The coding region runs from base 385 to 1428 and encodes 347 amino acids. The transcript has a single exon.
AAUUCCAGAUCCGAUUCACCUCCCAUCCGUGCGACUUCUUACUAAAACAAAUCCAAAAAUAUAUAUAUAAAAAGAAAGAUCAUCCAAAGACGCAAAUAGAAGCCUUUCGUAGCAUUACAAUUUACAACUCAACAAGUUAAGGCGACCAACGAAGCAAAGAUAGCCCAUAGACUAGAGACAGAGGUAGAGAGAGAGAGAGAAAUUUGGGAAUACACAGAGCUUGUCGGUGCUGAUUCGGAUUCGAGAACUCCAAAUAGCAAAAGCUGCAAGACGGAGAAGACCAUAAGAGAAAGAGGAAAGAGAGAAGCCGAAGAGCCCAUCCAGCUUCUUCCAUCGCAAGAUUCCAGCUUUUACUUUGUUUUGGUUCUCUGUUUUGGACAUUAAAUGCGGUUCUCUUCGAAACCCAUCUCGAGUCCAGGUCGUGCAGACAAGUUUCCACCUCCAUUAACAAGGUUUUUGAGAAGCAAUGUGGGGAGUCGAAGCAGGGGAAGGUCUCGUUCAAGCCCUAUGUUUGUGCAAAAGAAGAAUGCUUCUGCGGCGGUUGAAACCCAGGAACCUUCUUCCCCUAAGGUCACCUGUAUGGGGCAAGUUCGCGUACGAAGAUCCAAGCAAGCAAGGGUUACUAAGCCCAGUCGAAGCAGUACCACUACCGCCACCAAACGCCGGUUUCGGUGGAUUCGUAAAGCUUUUAUGUGUAACUCCUCCAUUAGAAAACUCAAGCCGAAGUCGUCUCGUCCUAUUUGGCGGAAAUGGUUUCUGUUUCUCCAAGUGGGUUAUCGGAGAAAAGUCGAUUCCGCCAAAGAUUCUGCGGUGGGAGAAUCUAAACGAGAAGAAACAGAUGAAGAAGAUACCGACCGAGGAGACGGAGACGAAGAAGAAGAAGAAGAGGAAGAGGAAGAUAAGGUUUUUGUUUCUUCUUCCCCACCGAAAAACGCUUUAUUGCUCAUGAGAAGCAGAUCAGCGCCGUACCGAGCUUCCUCUCUGGCUAAUCGAUUCUGGGGUUCACCCUCUCCGAUUGAAGAUGCUGCGGAUGGGAAGAAAAAGCAGGAAACCAUAAACCGCGUCGAAACCGAAGAUGGAGAAGAAAAAGAAGAAGAAGAAAGACCCACAUCGGGAAAUGAAGUCACUUGCAGAGAUUCGGCUACAGAAUCAAGAAAAAGUUCAGAAACUGAAGAAAAGUUGGGAUUAUCCGAUGGAUUACAAAGCUCAAGCAGUGAAAGAACCACUAUAACCAUCGGAACCGGUAAAAUGCCGUCGAAAUUAAUGGAAGGAGGAGGAUCAGCUCAGCCACUGGUACUAACGAGAUGUAAAUCAGAGCCGGGGAGAAGAACAGGAACAGGAACAGGAAGGUUCGAUCCAGAGAUGUCCUUCUGGAAGAAACCAAGGUUGCGUUUAGGUGAGAAAUGUCCACCACAUGUUUACGAUUGACUUGUAAUUAUCUUUUCAGCUGUGGUGGUUUUGGAUACUGGAAGUCAUAUAGUCUCAGAGGCGGAGCCUCACACUCUUGUCUCCCACACUCUCCCACUCUACCUGUCUUGUUUUCUUCUUCUCUUUCUUUGUGUUUUCAAUUAACAAAUUUUUUUUUUUGGGUGUAGAGAGAAUCUCUAAGGAAACAGUGACAUAUUAUUUGUAAUUUAAGCUUGGUAAUUAGUAUAUAUUAUAGAAAAGUUUUGGUCC